This is a messenger RNA of Pieris napi, 2307 nucleotides long. RefSeq lists its product as uncharacterized. The coding region runs from base 1 to 2079 and encodes 692 amino acids. The record is from RefSeq and is a predicted model, not a curated record. The transcript has 6 exons. NCBI's taxonomy places the organism in Eukaryota, Metazoa, Arthropoda, Insecta, Lepidoptera, Pieridae.
AUGGCAUUCCUGGAAAAAUUAACGGCCGAGGAGUUAGCGCGUGCAAGAGCAGAAGAAGAGGUUCAGCAUUUACGAGCCUGUAUUGAAGAGAGGGAUGGACAUGACGAAGUAUCAAACAGCGAUAACAUAUCCAUAACUGAGUCCGAUAGUGAAGAGGAACAAGAACCGACAUUUAAAAAAGGAGAUAUUAAUAGGACUAGAUUACUUCGACAAAGUCUAGUAAUUGAUGUCGAUAAUGGAACGGAAUAUGUUUCGGAUUUGGAUGACACAUUAAAAGAUGAUAGUGACAAAUCAAGUGAUAAUAUAAAAAAAAUAUAUCUCAUGAUUUGGAAAAUGAAGAAUGCAAUUUGGACCUUGUCAGUUUUAAAUCGGGUUACAAAGGCCCUUUCUUUUUUAAUGAAGAUAAUGAUGAGGACUUUCAGUGUGACAAUGAUGUUGAUGAUGUACCGGAAAUCCUCUUUAAGUAUUUCCCUUGCCAAAACAGUUACUGACAUUAAAAACACAUUUAGAAAUGAUUCGUUAGCUCAGUUCGAACAAUUCGAAAUGGAAUCUAAUAAUUGUAAUCCUGCAGAAUCAUUGUCGCUAAAUGAAUUUGGUAAAAAUUUACCCAGUAACACCAAAGGUUUCUUUUAUGAUAGUGAAAAAAAUUCUGAACUGGUCAUAACUAAUAUAGAUGAUGAGAGGUCACCAUCUAUCGUUCAAGAUGACGAGAAUGACAAUUAUGAGCCCAGUAUGAUUAAAAAGCUUUUGAAAAAGAAUUUUGUUGCUCUACAUGAAAACCUCGAGCAUUUAAAUGUAGACCAAGAUACACUUAAAGGGAACAAAGAAACAGAUUUCAAGGAAAGUUUCGACUGUGUAAUUCUAGAACAUACAUUUGAAGCUUCUCAAGAAUCUGUUGAUUUAUUUGAAUCACCACGUCCAGGGAAUACAGAAUUAUUCUCAGCGAUAAGCAUAACAAGCCUAGAGAUAAUAUUGAAUAGUCGCUAUAAAACUAUCCCUAGCUUUCCCUCAUUAGAAAAAGAUAACAUAAAUGAAAAAAGCGAAACUGACAACAUUAUCGUAGAAAACAUACGAAAACUGGGUAUAGUCGAUGUUUCUCACAUUGAGGAAGAAACAGCAAAUGAUAGUAAAAAAGAAACUAUUGUUAUCGAAAUAGACGAAAAGGAAUCAAAAAUUCGCCAAUCCCUUUCACCGUUAAUCAAAACAAGUCGUGAAAUCGAAACUACGACUAAACCAAACAUUCUAGAAGAUGAAAUAAAAACAGAAUCACAUAUUUCAAUUGAUGAUGCAUCAUUAAAUGUAAAACAUUCUUUACCUAAACCAUGCGAUUUGUUUAAAGUACCAUUACCAUUAAAUGAAAAUACCAAAUUGGAGAAGGUAAAACAUUCAAAAAAUACCAAUGAUGUUAACGAAAAGACAUCAAAUGACAUAUCAAUUGCAAAUGUAACUAUUAACAAUACUUUAGAUGCCUUUGAGGAUAUUUACAAGAAUAUCACCUUGCCACGUGUGACCGAAUUUGAUUUAUUGGUAUCCACGAUUGAAGAGAAAGCCCCACCCCCACCGGAGGCUAAAACAAAAUAUAAUUUAAGACAGAAAUCUAUUAAAACCAGAGCUCAACAUACUAAAGAAGAAAUAGUUCAGUUAGGAAAUAAUACAAAUGAUCAGGAAGAGGUUAAAAAAUUUGAUGGCUAUGAUGAAAUACUGAUUGAAACUCAAGCAAAAUGUGAAUCAAAGCCAAAACGAAAUCUUAGACUGCACCGGCGCAAAGACGGUGAACUAAAAUUUAAGGACAUGGCCAAUUUGCAAGCUGAAUUUAGUGACGUUACUAUGAAUUUGCCUGCGCCAACUAAACUGGUAGAAGAUAUUCCUUCGCCUGUAAAAGAUGAUGAAGAAGAUAUAUCUCCAAUACUAGGCAUACAAAGCUGUCCAUCCAAAUCUGUAACUCGCAGCCGAAGAAAGCUAUUUACUCCAAGAGCAGAGGCGCUUGAGGAAACAUGUCCACAGACCGUUGACGGUGGCGAACAAAUUCGGGUUCCGCGACCGUCUUACCACCGACCAAGAGCUCGUAGAAAGCUUUGAAAAAUCUAAUACAUUCUUACCUAGUUUGGUACAGGUAACCAAUUGGUGACAAUAAUUAUGUUUACUUACUCUACUCAAUUUGACAACUGAAGAUUUUUUUUAGAAUUAAAGCUAUUUUUGAUUAUAAAGUUCAAUUGUGUAAGAAACUAGUUGCAUAUGUGUACUUUUAACUUCUGGCAAAUUAUGCUUACUUGAUUAUCUAUGUAUUAUUAUCAAUAAAUAAAUAAU